Poecilia latipinna (sailfin molly) is the source of this 3813-nucleotide messenger RNA. Its product is annotated as GTPase IMAP family member 8-like. The record is from RefSeq and is a predicted model, not a curated record. Gene Ontology annotation, molecular function: GTP binding. Bases 159 to 2615 code for a protein of 818 amino acids. The transcript has 6 exons. NCBI's taxonomy places the organism in Eukaryota, Metazoa, Chordata, Actinopteri, Cyprinodontiformes, Poeciliidae.
GUCAAAGUAGAAAUGCAUUUAACUUAGUCGUCCAGCAGAUGGCGAUCCCUGACUUAACCAACUAAUCAUUAACCACAUCAACUUCAAACUUUGAACUUUACUUUAAGAUAAAGUUUUGUGGGAACAAGCAGAGACAUCGGCAGAGUGAAGCUAAUGAAAUGGCUACUUCAAUGGAUAUUUCCAGCUCAGCACAAAGCCAACCUGCUACAGAGUUGAGGAUUGUGUUGAUUGGAGGAAGAUCAGAUGCAAUUCCCAGUGGUAAAAGUUCAGCUGGAAACUUCAUCCUGGGUCAAAAUGUUUUCAAUACCAGCAGAAGAACAGCUCAGAGUGAAGCGAGGCAGCAGGAAGUGUUCAGCAGACGAGUCACAGUGGUUGAUACUCCAGGAUGGUGGUGGAAUUGGCCUAAAGAAGAAACUCCAAAACUGGAUCAGAUAGAAAUCCAGAACAGUGUCCAUCUGUGUCCACCAGGACCUCAUGUCUUUCUGCUGGUCAUUCCUGUCAGUUUAUAUUUCUCUCAGCGAGCCAAAGCAUCACUAAAGCAGCACUUGGAGUUUUUAAAUGCAGAUGUUUUCAGUCACACCAUCGUUCUGUUCACUUCAGUCGAUCCAUGUAGUGAUGAAAUUGUAGAAUCUAAGAUCAGAAGAAAUCCAGUCCUGCAGUGGAUUCUUCAACAGUGUGGAAACAGAAAACAUUUUCUCAACAUCAGUAACAGAGAAGAUAGAGAUCAAGUCAAGAAGCUUUUAGAGAAAAUUGAGACCCUGAUUACAAACAAUGGAUUCAGACACUGUUCUGUUGACAGAAGUCAAGGAGAAACUCUGAGAAAAGAAAUGAGAGAUUUGACUGAAAGAGCCUCAAAAAGGUUUGAUCAAGUCCAGAAACAAAGAAACAAACUGAAGCUACAGAUUGAAGGUGGAAAAGUCCUUCCAAACCACUUGAGAAUAGUGAUGAUUGGAGGAUUAUUGGCUGGCAAGAGCUCAACAGGAAACACCAUACUAGAAAAAAAUGACUUUUAUGUUUCUAAAUCUAGUGGAAGAACAACCCACAGUGAAAUCAGCCACGGUGUGGUUGAAGGAAGGCGGCUCACAGUGGUCGAUUCUCCUGGUUGGUUCUGCUUCAACACCCUUCAGGAAACCAGUGAGAUGGAUAAACUGGAAAUAGAGAACAGUGUGAAUCUGUGUCCUCCAGGACCACAUGCUGUGCUGCUAGUUAUUGAUCUGACGACUGCUAUGAGUGCAUCACAUCUGAGAUCAGUUCAGGAGCACAUGAAUUUGUUUAGAGAAGAAAUGUGGAAACACACACUGGUUCUGUUUACUGUGGGUGACUGGCUAGGAGUGAAGACUGUAGAGGAGCGAAUAGAGAGUGAUGAAGGUCUGCAGUGGAUAGUGAACAAGUGUGAGAACAGGUAUCAUGUCCUGAACAACAAGGACCACAGUGAUAAGACUCAGGUAAAGGAACUACUGGAGAAGAUUGAAGAGAUGUGGGCAGGAAAUGAAAAAUCUUACUAUGAAGUGGAGCUGGACCGAGCAACAGAGCUAGAAACCAAGAGAGAGACUGGAGACAAGAUGGCCAGAAGGUUGAAGAAGAUCAAUGAGAGAAAGUCAAGAGUCCUGAAAGAGCUGAUUGGAGGUGAGAAACAUCCAAUCACUGACAUCAGGAUUGUUCUUGUUGGCCAGAAAUGUUCAGGGAAAAGUGUAGCUGGAAACAUGAUUCUUUUCAAUGAGAAAUUUGAUAAAACUUUUAACAGAGCUUGGUUGAAAAAGAAUUACCAAGAUGAUAAAUCUGCAACAUGUGUGAAACAUGAAGGAAACUUUGAUGGAGUAAAAGUCUCAGUUGUUGAAACUCCAGGCUGGUUCUCAGACCCAACACCACCUGACUGGAUCAAAGAUGAAGUUCUCCACAGUGUCUCCAUGUGUUCUCCUGGACCUCAUGUUUUUCUCCUGCUUGUUCCCAUCCUCAGAUCUUUCACAGAGAAAGAUCUCAAAGCUCUGCUGGAGAUCAUGAAGCCAUUAACAGAGAGAGUGUGGAGACACUGCAUAGUGCUGUUUACCAGGGGAGACUGGAUCAAUGACGUCCCUGUAGAGAAUUACAUCGUCAGAGAGGGAAAGGAGCUCCAGGAGCUUCUGGAGAAAUGUGGGAACAGAUACCAUGUUAUAAACCCUUAUCAUUCUCAAGACCCUGUUCCUAUCAAAGACAUGUUCCAAAAAUGUUUUGAUAUUGUAAAACAAAACAGAGGAUGCUUCACAAUUAAAGCCAAAGAAAAGAAAUCUCAGAUUCUACGUUUGCAAGAAAAAGGGAUAGAAGAGGAAUGGAAAAGGAGAGAACAGGAGCUGAUAGAGAGAAUGAUGAAAGCUUUAUCAAAGGAACCAGAAGAACCAACAGAACCUCAUGUGAGAACAGCAUGGAGCAAAGAUGAUCGUGAUAUUCCUGACAUGAGUGGAGAUGUUGCCUCAGAAUAUGGGAGCAUUUCAGAAAAAAGGAAACGACGAAGACAUGACCAAGUUGCUGAAUGGCUGAAUAGCAGACUCAGAGAGUCAAAGAUCAGCUCUGGGAUCGGCAGCUUUUGUUCCUCAAACACUUAUAUGGAAAACUUGGAGGAAAAUUCCCAAAUUGACUAAAGCCAAAACAAUUUCAGCAUAAGAACAAAGGACUCAUUUCUCACAUAGGUUUGUUUAAAAGUAUUUUUUUAAGUAGUUAGAAAAAACUGAUGCAUACCGACACUAGAAGAGUAAUAUUCAAACAGUUCCCAGAUAGCAAAAUAUGAGUCAGUCAAUGUUGGAAUAUGUUUAGGCAGAAAGAUUAAAUUCAUGUUGAAGCCUGACAUUAAAAUUAUAAAAAAGUGGUUGUCAAGUUUCUGCCCUCUUUAAACCACCUCAGCUUCUGCCCAAACUUGAAAAAGCUUGCUUCCCUCAAAGAGAUGCAGGAACCACUCAUCUCAGCAACAUCUUUUGUUUAUCUUUUUUUUAAGUCUUUAAGUAUUUCAAUUGACAGUGUAAGACCACCAUGACUUUGCAUUAGCAGUUAGAGUAAUCACAAAGAAGUCACAGAGCAGGUUGAAAACCUACAAACAAACAAAAAAAGUCAAUUACAGAUCACAACAAACUAAUUAACUAGUUUUCCAGGUAAUGUUAACAAUCUACAUUUAAGCUAAUAGUGAAUGAACAAACAAACUACAUUCCAAACACAUAAAACCCAUUGCAUCACCAAGGCUAAUUUGGUCUUCUGACUGCAGAUUAAAUGAUAUAAACUGUGCAUAAUGUCCAGUUCCUACCAGUGGUGUCUUUGUGGAAGCUUGAAGCUGAGGUUCUUUGUCUGAAGAGACCAUUGUGAAUCCAGGUGUGUCAAGUUACCUUAUAGACUUCAGAUGGGCCUGAGUCAUGAAAGGGAUGGGUGCGCUUGAUUCUCUGUGAUGUGUGUGCCAGUUGGGUGGAGAUAGCAAAUGCAAUCACAAAUGUACCAUUUGCUGUUUUAACUUGACAAUGUUAAUCCUCUAAAUUAAACAAGCCUUUUCAGGUAUUUUAUCAUUUAUUUUGUUUCAAUCUAUGAAUGUUUAAAUCCAAAUCAGAUCAAACAAUUUCUUCCCGUUAUACCACAAGUUGAGGAAAAUAAAUAAAAGUAAAAGUCAUUCUUUAUAGAGGGAGUCCUCUGAAUUUAGAUUUGUAAUAUCGUAUAAAAAUUUAAGUUUGUUUUAAUGUUAUGCUUAUUUCAUUUGGGUUUUGAAAGGCUGAAGUGCUGCAUGAUGAAGAGGACAGCAGAGGCUCAAGGGCAAAUUUGACUCAAGGCAAAACUGACACUGAGAGCAACAACUACUGUAUU